Molecule: messenger RNA, 558 nt
Organism: Momordica charantia (bitter melon)
Lineage: Eukaryota; Viridiplantae; Streptophyta; Magnoliopsida; Cucurbitales; Cucurbitaceae
Source: RefSeq, a predicted model, not a curated record
AUGACAUCUAUUACUGUCACCUCAAAGGAAUUGGUAAAUGAAUUAGAAGAAUUUGGAGUUAAGAUAAUUCCUGGAGAUGCUAAAGCAUUGUUAGCACAAGUUACAGUUAAACCAACUCUAAGACAAAAGAUUAUUGAUGCUCAACAGACAGAUGUGAAGUUAUGUGUUCCUUCAAAUCCUUCCAUUAGAAGGGAGGUGUUGGAAGAAGCCCAUAACACACCAUUUUCUGUGCACCCUGGUAGCACAAGAAUGUAUCGAGGAUUGAAACAACACUAUUGGUGGCACAAUAUGAAGAAAGAGAAUAUCUCAAUGGAUUUUAUAGCCGGUCUUCCAAGGACUACUAAGGGCUAUACUACUAUUUGGGUAAUUGUGGAUAGACUCACUAAAUCAGCGCACUUAAUACCUGGUCAAGCUACUUAUACGGUGGAAAAAUGGGCAGAUUUGUAUAUCAAAGAGAUUGUAAGGCUUCAUGGUGUUCCAGUUUCCAUUGUGUCUGAUAGAGAUGCUAGAUUCACAUCCUCUUUUUUGGAAAAGUUUGCAAAAGGCUAUGGGCACUAA